AUGCCAGUUACUGUAACAAAAACCGCUAAAAACGAACCUUUAUUAAUACACAAUGGUUAUUCGUAUACAAUUGAUCGAAAAACUGAAAUAAAGAUUCUAUGGAAAUGUAGUUAUGCGAAAAAAUAUGCCUGUCAUGGACGAUUGCAUACAAAAUUAAACUAUGAAUUCAUUAAAACAGUUGGCCAACACAAAAACCAUAUUGGUAAUUCUCGAUGUGAAGCAACUCGUAAAUAUUAUGAACAACUACGACGGGAAUCUGAACAAAAUCAAACGAAUCCACAUAAUGUUUUAACACAGACAAAUAUCGGCGUACCAGAUGAGGUGCUUCUUUGCUUACCAAGUAAUCAUAAUUUAAAACGAAAUAUUCGUCGUUGGCGUCAAGAGCAUACUACUGAACCAACACCGACAAAUAUUGACUUUCCUGUUGUUCCAGCAAAAUAUCACUAUACAACACGUAAUACUUCUUUUUUUCAAAAAGAUACUGGACCAGGUUCAAAUCGAUUCUUACUCUUUUUUACCGAUGAACAACAAACCAUUUUGGAAAACGCCACAGAAUUUUUUAUUGACGGAACCUUUAAAGUUGUGCCGGAAAUUUUUUUUCAACUAUUUGCUAUACAUGCAAGUUAUCGUGACCAUGUUAUACCAGUAGCAUUUCUUCUUUUACCAUCCAAAAAGGAAGAACUUUAUCAAAAAAUGGUAGAUGAAAUUAUCCAGUUGAUUCCAGCAUGGCAACCACAUCGAAUUAUGAUGGAUUUCGAAAAAGCUACACAAAACGUUUUCGAACGUACAUUUCCAGCAGUUGAACUAAGUGGUUGCUACUUCCACUUCUGUCAAAAUGUUCUUCGUUUUUUACAAACACAUGGUUUUAAGCAAACUUAUGAAACAGAUGUAGCAUUUGCUGAUAACGUACACAAAAUUUUAGCGUUAGCAUUUAUUGAACCAACUAUGGUUAUCGAUGGUUUUGAAUUGCUAUGUUCCAAGCUUGAUGAUGAUUAUCAACAGAUAUUAGAUUAUAUAGAAGACAAUUAUAUCGGACGAAUACGUGGUCGCACAAGACGACAACCAUCUUAUCCGAUUGAAUUUUGGAACAUGGUAGCUCGCGUAAAACUUGAUACACAUCGUACUAACAACCACGUGGAAGGAUGGCAUCGAAAAUUAAAUUGUGCUUUUCAAUGUUGUCAUCCGACUUUAUGGACAUUCUUAGACAAAUUAAUUAGAGAAGAAAAUAACGUACAUGUAGAUAUUAUUAAUGCAAUGACAGGAAGACAACCACCUGCAGGAAAACAUGAACAAUUCAAUAGACGACGUCGACAACUUGUAGAAAAUCCACACCAAAAUAUUUAA
Rotaria sp. Silwood2 is the source of this 1344-nucleotide messenger RNA. The record is from the annotation of a GenBank genome assembly. NCBI's taxonomy places the organism in Eukaryota, Metazoa, Rotifera, Eurotatoria, Philodinida, Philodinidae.